Molecule: messenger RNA, 1486 nt
Organism: Nasonia vitripennis (jewel wasp)
Lineage: Eukaryota; Metazoa; Arthropoda; Insecta; Hymenoptera; Pteromalidae
Product: NKAP family protein CG6066
Exons: 4
Coding region: 428-1258 (276 amino acids)
Biological process (GO): regulation of gene expression
Cellular component (GO): nucleus
Molecular function (GO): chromatin binding
Source: RefSeq, a predicted model, not a curated record
UCUGAAAUUACAAAAUAUUAUUAAUGACUAUUUUAUACUCGUUUUUUAUCGAAUAUUUUUCAAAAACUCUUUCACAAAAAAUUGUUCAGUGCAAAAUUUGUUUUAUGCACAAAAUUUGCACAAGGUCGGUAUUUAAACUGAGGUAGGUCAGAUAAAUGUCUGUACAGCUGACGGUCGAUAACUGAUGUGCGGGAACAUAUAGACGUCAACUCAAAGGGAGGGGGUAGAUGCUUUUGUUUAACCUAAAAAAAAUCAGUGUACUUUCUUUAUGACUGGCAAACAAUUUUGCCAAUCAAAGAGCAUUUCUAUGCUCAUUUGAAUGUAUGUAACAAAUGCAUAACCGUGAAAUCAUCGACAUCACGGCCAGAUAUACAAAAUUCUCUAAAGCCUAUUGCAAACAAAAAGUAGAAUAGAAAUCAAAGUCAAAAUGCACCGAGGAGGAAGCGUUAGUCAGACAUUUAACAAUUAUGAUAAACCAACCCUGAAAAGGCACAUAGACAGGGAAGGAAAUGAGUCUUCAAGACGAAAGGAGAGAGAGAAAAUUGGUUUAAGAGGAGUCGAAGGAGUUUGGGGUAAAUCACCGACCAGAGUAGAAGAUACGGACGAUGAAGAAGAAAUUCUCAGCAAAAGAUCAAAAAAGGAGAAUGAUUCUGGAAAUGAUAAGAAAAAGAAAAAGAAGGAAAAGAAGAAGAAAAGCAAGAAACUCAAGAAAGAGAAAAAGAUGAAGAAGGAAAAGAAGAAAAAGAAGAAGAAGAAGAAAUACUCCAGUAGCUCCAGUGAAAGUAGCUCUGACGAAGAGGAGCAAUGGGUUGAAAAGAGUGCUGUAAUUGCUAAACCUAAAGUCAAGAAAGACUCAAAUUCCGAGGAAAGUGGAGAAGAAGGUGUGUUGGGACCAGUUCAGAAACAACAUGUUACACUUUCAGCAAAAGAUUUCGGAAAAGCUCUGCUUCCUGGAGAAGGUGCUGCCAUGGCUGCUUACGUAGCUGAGGGUAAGCGCAUCCCUAGAAGAGGAGAAAUUGGUUUAACAUCAGAUGAGAUUGCGUCGUACGAAUCAGUUGGAUAUGUCAUGAGUGGUAGCAGGCAUCGACGUAUGGAGGCUGUGCGUAUUCGUAAGGAGAACCAGAUUUACUCUGCCGAUGAAAAGAGAGCACUUGCUAUGUUCAGUAAGGAGGAAAGACAGAAGAGAGAGAAUCUUAUACUGGGACAAUUUAGGGAUAUGAUAUCUCAUAAACUAGCUCAAGAGCAAAAUAAAAAAUGAUUAGUGACUGACAAAUGAUAACUAAUUUGUCAUAUUGACAAAACUCUGAACUUGUUAUAACUGUGUAAAUAUGAUGAUAACAAAGUAAACUGUUUUAAUAGUUAAUCUAAAGUUUAAAAAAGUCCACUUUUAAUUUAUUUUUAAAAAAUGUGUAUAUAUGUUAUAAAAAUAUUUUAUAUGUAAAAAUAUUGUUCGUGACUACAAAUAAAUGAGAAUUUUUCAAGAAAA